UGUAUUCAGUCAGAAGUAACAGAUCACAGAUCACCGCUUUGUUUCUCCUCUUCAGACAAAGCUGGAGGAUAGAGGGAAAAAUGGAGCGCCUUUGGCUGUGGAGAUUUUUAAUACUGUUGCAAGUUUAUGAUUUAUGUUUGGUUUCGGCAUCAGGGAAACAGUGGAAGGAAAUUAGAGACAAGAUUUCUGAUGCUGUUAAAAAGUACACUCCGUGCAACCCAGUCAACUGCAGCUGCCAUCUAAGUGUUCUACAACAUGACUUGCAGCCCUUUGAAGGGGGAAUCUCUGAGGAUGUCAUGGCUGCGACGGUUCAAAGAGGGGUGGGCACCCACUACCAGAUCAUUGGGCACAAGUUGUACAGAGAUCACAACUGUAUGUUUCCUGCCAGGUGCAGUGGGGUGGAGCAUUUCAUUCUGGAGGUGAUUGACAGGUUACCUGACUUGGAGAUGGUGGUAAAUGUCAGGGAUUACCCUCAAGUCCCCAACUGGGUGCAGCCAACCCUGCCUGUCUUCUCUUUCAGUAAGACGGCAGACUACCAGGACAUCAUGUACCCUGCAUGGACGUUUUGGGAGGGCGGGCCUGCUGUGUGGCCCAUAUACCCUACUGGACUGGGAAGAUGGGAUCUGAUGAGGGAUGACCUUAAAAAGUCUGCAGCACAGUGGCCAUGGAAGAAGAAAGACUCCAGAGGAUUCUUCAGAGGCUCCAGGACUAGUCCGGAGCGCGACCCUCUGAUUCUUCUGUCCAGAGAAGCUGCAGAGCUGGUGGAUGCAGAGUACACAAAAAACCAGGCCUGGAAGUCUGAGAGGGACACACUAGGGAGACCCCCAGCUAAAGAAAUCCCACUGGUCGAUCACUGCAAAUACAAAUAUUUAUUCAACUUCCGAGGCGUGGCAGCCAGCUUCCGCUUCAAACAUCUCUUCCUCUGUGGUUCCCUGGUGUUUCAUGUGGGGGAUGAAUGGCAGGAGUUUUUUUACCCUGAGCUCAAGCCCUGGGUCCACUACAUCCCGGUCAAGCAGGAUCUCUCUGAUGUCAGGGCACUACUACAGUUUGUCAAAGAGAAUGAUGCCAUUGCACAGGAGAUUGCCACAAGGGGUAAGGAAUUCAUCCUUGACCACCUGCGGAUGCAAGAUAUUUCCUGCUACUGGGAAAGACUCCUCACUGAGUUUAGCCAUCUUCUCACCUACAAACCCAAAAGAAACAACAACUACAACCAGAUUGUCCACAGACCCAGCAAGACGGAGCUAUAGGAGAGACACUCUGCAGGACCAGGGCAGCUGUAGUGAAGGGAAACGCUACAUAAUGAAUGUAAUCACUGCACCACAACGUAUGAUUUCCUCACAAGUAAUGUUACAUGUCGAUGUUGAAGUUCCAUUUUUAGUCAAAUCACAACACAGUUUUUUUUUCUAAUCUAAAGCCUAAAGCUUUGUCCAAAUACUUUUCACGUUUAUUUCUAUUGAAUUUUAGUCUAAUGUGGAGCACGGCUGGACCAUGUGUCCUUACAGGAGUUAGUUACAGGGCACAUAGCUUAGUAUUAGCCAGUCAUAGGUGUAGUUUACUAUGUUGACUGUGGAUGCUGCCAUACCUUCAGGUGCCACUAGGGGGCUCAUAUGCCAAUUCUGAGUCCCUGAUCACUUUCAAUCACGUUCAAUUAGUUGAUUUGCUUCUAAAAAUAACUCCUUUUGUUAGGGCUGUUGUCUAUACUCACCAGCAAAGUAACAUCCAUGUGAGCUGUGUUUUUUUUACACAUUAAAGGGGCACUCCACAGAUUUUACACAUCAAGUUCAGUUUACUCAUCAUGACGAGUACUAAUCAGCCUGUAAAAGCAUUUGUAAAAUGUCUUCUGUGGCUCUGGAGCAUAGACUGUAAAUCAAGAUGGACGUCGCGUCUCCACUUCAUCCCACUGUACAAAAAUGAAGCCAAAAUAUCCCGAAUACGGGAGCUGGUGACGUCAUUUGGAGCCAGAGUCUGCGCAGUAGUUAUUGGGGUUGGAGCUGCGUAUCAAGGUCCCACCCAUACACCCGGCCGACUCAAUCACGAGCCGGCCUCAGCUGUCAAUCAUGACGUGUAACCCCCUUUUAUUGCACCAAAUAACUAAUUAGAACCAAACUUAUAUGUCUAAUGAAAAAUCAACUGUCUAUUGAGUUGCAUUGUGGGAAAUGGUAGGAUCCAGUGUUUUUGGAGCUUAACCCAUACGAAGAACUAAAAGUCAGGCUGUCUCAGCCUCUGCUAAUUCGAUUUUGACCAUCUCUUAUGAUUUCCCCAACGUUAUGGAAGUGACAUACUUAAUUGCUGGAGUCUUUAACAUGCAAUGUAAAAGACUUUACAUUGUCUUGCAACAUAAAUUACAUCUGGACUGGGCUUCAGACAGAUUUUCAUGAAAAUCAGACCUCUGGCAAAAAGCUGGUGGGGAAAGGAAAAAAUCUGAAUUGAACCCCUGACCUUUUGACCUUUUUCUGCACAUCCAGCUGUGGAGCACCUAAAACUCUAAUUUUAAAUACUUGAAUCAUAGCACAGUAAAGUGUGAUGGUGACUUUCGACACCUGCUCAAAUAUACACGAAUGAUGUGCCAAUGAUAAUACUAGUUAAGGUUGCCAUGCUGUUACAUAUUUAAUGCAGUCAAUUGUAUUGGAAGGAUUUCCUGAGAACUAAAACGUUGUAAUAUGCACCACGUGGAAUGCUUAUUUGCAAUUUCUGUAUUUGGCCUUUUUGUAUGUAGAAAAAUAUUGAAAAUAUUCAAUCCCAGGAACCCUGAUCUAAGUCCAUAUCUACUCAAGUCCUAUUAAUAUAAAUAAAGUAAUGGCCAAAAGUGAUAUUUACUUAGUUGAUAGUUAAUGUUAAGUACAUGGAAUCUGUUCUUGAUGGGGAAAAGUGCCAUCAGUGAAUCACUAAUACUGAAUAUUAUAGGCUGGUAGCAGUUUUGUGUUAAAGUAGUUUGUUUUAUCUUCGUGCCAUGAACAGUUAAGUUGAGCAUAAAGUUUACAGAGGACACCAGCUUUGCUACACUGCCCUCUACUGGACAACUGAAGAAACACCAAUAGACCUUUACCAAGGUUCACUACAACAACAUAUGCAUACUGUGUAUUGUUUGAUUUACUUGUUUAUUGCGACAAUGCUGUCAAUGUCUGCAUUUGAAUGGGUUCUGCCAUAAGUUUAAUUACUUGAAAGCAAAAAACAAUUAUUCACAGUCAACAUUACUCAUUCCACACUAAGUGCCAACAUUAAGCAAUAAUGACUUUAGAGUAAUUAGUUUUACUUUGAUGUGUGGAGUUUCCAAGAAACACUCAUGUUAGUUGUUUUUACCUUUUUUCAAAAGAAUCUGUCUUAAUGUUAAGAGAUGAUAGAUGGUGUAUAGUUGAUACAGGAUAAUGCUGAAUAUGUUGUAGUAUUCACAUUGUACCGUGAACAAGCAGGUAAAGAUGGUAAGUGUGUUGAUUUGACCAAAAAGCUGUGAUCAUGUGCCUGGUCAAAGUGUGACAUUCAGGUUGUUGUUACAUCUUGUGCAGCAUUUGUGUUUUUAUGCCAAUAAACAGUUUGGUUCUUAAAA
Molecule: messenger RNA, 3544 nt
Organism: Siniperca chuatsi (mandarin fish)
Lineage: Eukaryota; Metazoa; Chordata; Actinopteri; Centrarchiformes; Sinipercidae
Gene: poglut1
Product: protein O-glucosyltransferase 1
Exons: 11
Coding region: 81-1247 (388 amino acids)
Biological process (GO): positive regulation of Notch signaling pathway; protein O-linked glycosylation
Cellular component (GO): endomembrane system
Molecular function (GO): UDP-glucosyltransferase activity; UDP-xylosyltransferase activity
Source: RefSeq, a predicted model, not a curated record